This is a messenger RNA of Diprion similis, 6802 nucleotides long. It is a transcript of the gene Zir, whose product is annotated as dedicator of cytokinesis protein 7. Gene Ontology annotation, biological process: small GTPase-mediated signal transduction; positive regulation of GTPase activity. Lineage: Eukaryota; Metazoa; Arthropoda; Insecta; Hymenoptera; Diprionidae. Bases 154 to 6126 code for a protein of 1990 amino acids. The record is from RefSeq and is a predicted model, not a curated record. Gene Ontology annotation, molecular function: guanyl-nucleotide exchange factor activity. The transcript has 20 exons.
UCAGUCAAAUAAAUGGUGAAUUGUGUUUGAUACAACGAUAACCCAGAAAUGGGAUCGUGACAAAUAAACUUGGAGACAAUGGACAGGGUUUUGGUAGAAUAAACUUGAGUCAAGAAUUAAAUACACCGAAUUUUCACGCAUUCACUGAUCACCAUGUCAUCGGUUCAACGUGCCUUCGCUCAUAAAUUGAGCAAGCAGCAUGCGUCUGACGUAAGACGUCAGAUAGCUACUUCAACAUCUUACUCAAGAGAUUUGUCGAAAAGUGGCAGCAGUGUCUCAGGUUUCUCAUCAAUGAUGUCACUCUGUGAGGUGUUGGAGCCUUUGGACUAUGAAGAAUUUUUGGCCCAGCAUCAGACCAUGUUGGAUCGCGAUCCAUUGCAACCAAUUUUGGAUUUCCCAAAAGGGGAUGUCGAACUGAAAGUUGUUAAAAGAAAAAUUCGAACAGAAGAACCUGUUGUCCCAUCUGAAACACUGGAUACAGUGUCACCUUACGUACGGCGGUGCGUGGAGACUUUUACGUCGGAUUGGGUGAUAGUGAAUCGAAAGUACAAAAGACGAGUUUCCCCCAUUGCCAGAGAUCGGCUUCUGCAGGAUACACCCAGGCAGGACUUUGAGGUUGAUCAAGAAGAUAUUAAUGGUGCUUUGUCACCUCACGAUGAUGAGGAUUUUUCAAAUUCUGCGGACACACCGCGAGGUUCGUGGGCUAGCCUAGAUCUGCGUCACUCUCAGCAUGACCCAUUAUUACCUGGACUUCUGGACCGUGUUUGUCCAGAAACUGUGGAUCUAACAAAUGAAGAGAAACGUUCAGAAGACCGCCAGGAAGCUUUGUUUCCACUUUAUGCACCUCCGUCCUCGCCAGAUGAUGAGUGGCAGGAGAUAAUCCCAGCCUUAGAACCUUCUGAGCCAUUCUCUCACAAAAUAUUAGUUAAAUGCCUACAGUUGAAGUUGGAGCUUGAGGUUGAGCCAAUUUUUGCCAGCUUAGCAUUGUAUGAUGCCAGAGAGAAAAAGAAGGUUUCAGAGAACUUCUACGUUGAUAUGAAUCCUGAGGGAUUAAAACGAAUGCUUGGAAGUCAUAUCGCAUACAGUGAUACGAGCACCCUGGCUAGAAGCUGUGUUUUCAAUAUCAGUAAGCCAAGUCCAGACUUGUUCUUGGUCGUAAGAUUGGAGAAGGUUUUGCAAGGUGACAUCUCGGAAUGUGCUGAGCCAUAUUUGCGGGAAGAUAAAAAUAAAGAUAAGGUAAGGGCAGCUGCAGUGGCAGCAUGCGAGCGACUUGGGCGUUACAGAAUGCCUCUGGCGUGGACAGCCAUUCAUCUUUCUGGAGUUAUUGGUGGGGGCUGUGCUGAUGAUUCAGAGAGUACUGGAAGUGCCGGAUCCUUGGAUAGAAAAUCUGGAGGACUAGAGCAAUGGAGAAAGAAAGUCGAAGCUCCAACAAGACGAGGCUCUCUGGAAAGGCGCAGUUCUGACAAGCGACGUAGCUGGUCACAGGAUGACUUCGCCAACUGCUUAGACAGCUUUAGGCCUAUCACCCUGACUGUAUCAAGUUUCUUCAAGCAGGAGGGUGAGCGACUGAGGGAUGAAGACUUGUAUAAAUUAUUGGCUGAGCUACGUAGGCCUGGAUCUAACUUGAAAAGAUUGAAAUGCUUACCUGGUAUUCUAAAAUUAGACCUCAGUCCAAGACCUGAUGAACUUCCACGAUGCUUGGAUCCGGACUUGAGAAGAUUGACACCUUAUCCUGACGAGAAGAGCCGACCAUUCAAAGAGAUACUUGAAUUUCCUAGCAAAGUAGUCUCCCCAGAUUUGUCAUAUCGUAAUCUGCUUUACAUUUAUCCUAAGGAAGCUAAUUUCAGUGCAAGGGCAGUGUCUGCUCGAAACAUAGCGGUGAGAGUACAAUUGAUGGGUGGUGAGCACGAGGCAGAUGCUCUGACCGCAAUAUUUGGUCGUUCUUCAUGCCCUGAAAUGACGCACGAGGCAUUCACGUCCGUUUCUUAUCACAAUAAAAACCCAAGCUUUUAUGAUGAAAUUAAAAUAAGACUUCCUGCCGAUUUAAGCGCUAAGCACCAUUUAUUAUUUACAUUCUAUCAUAUCAGCUGCCAGAAAAAGGUUGAACAACCAAACGUCGAAAUGCCAGUUGCUUACACGUGGCUACAGUUGCUCAGGGACGGACACUUGCAGUCAGGAGAAUUCUGCUUACCAGCUACAUUAGAUCCUCCACCAGCAAACUAUUCGUACAUAGCGCCAGAUGUGUGUCUGCCGGGUACAAGAUGGGUAGACGCUCACAAGGGAGUGUUCACACUUAUUUUAGAGCCUGUGUCAAGUGUACAUCCCCAAGACAAGUAUAUUGACAGAUUCCUUUCACUUUGUGGCUCUCUGGAAACUGGUCACAUACCUCCACGAAUCGGUGAAGCAGGAAUGGAAUCAGAGUUGAAAGCUUCAAUGUUGGAACUGGCCAGAGCCUCGCCGGCUGCAUUAGUUCGUUCGCUUCCUCAGCUGCUGGACCAGCUUGUCUGCUUAUUAGUCAGGCCUCCAGCUUUGCCUUCUCAGCCUCUGAAUAUAGCAGCUGUUGUGUUUGAGGCUCUCGGUUUACUAGUCAGAAAUGUGACAAACCUACCAGACGACCAAGUCGACACCCAUGGGCGUCAUCCUCUGCUAGCAACUUACACAGCAUACCAAUGCUGCUUGCCGACCCUGUCACAUACCUCUAGCGUUGUUCGAGCUCGAAGUAAUCCAGAUCUGCCCGUUGAAGACCUAGAAAUGGAAGCCCACACCAGGGGCCUGGAUAGAACAGCCUCGAUGCGUCAGGAAUCGCCGUCUGUUAACAAUCAGGCGGCAGGAAGGCUCCUGCAUGAGGAGUUAGCCUUACAUUGGGUGGUUUCAACAGGGCAGGCACGGGAACUAGCCAUGACGCAUUCCUGGUUUUUCCUCGAGCUUAUAGUUCGCUCUAUGGUGGUAUCUUUGUCAGAGAUUGACGGAGUCGAACCUCCAAGGAAAUCACGGUUUUCUCCGCAGUUUUCAGACGACGUUGCUACCCUUGCGGCGGCACUAACGUCUGAGGUGAUCGUACGCUGUGGAAAAGAAAACCGCACAGCUUCUAAUCUUAUUUCAAGCCUUGGAAAUUUCCUCUCUGACUUACUGUCCAUCAUGGACAGAGGAUUUGUUCUCUCCUUGGUUCGUGUCAGCUGUUGUUCUCUCGCUGAGUCGUCUAUGCAUGUACCGGAUUCUGCUGCACUGUUUGCCCUCAAGCUUGAUUUGGUUAGAACAAUCUGUUCUCACGAACAUUAUGUGGCCUUGAACCUUCCUUUCGGAACUGGCUACACAGGGUGGUCAGGAUCAGCUCCAGCUUCGCCCAGUCCAUCGACCGGGAGCUCAGGGAGUUUAAUAUCAACUCUGGUACCAGGAGACCGAGCAAGGUUCUCAGAACUCAGUUCGGAGUUUAGACAGCAGCAUUUCCUUGUUGGUCUGGUUCUCUCAGACCUUGCUAAUACCCUCGAAAUACCAAAUCCUAUGCUGCAAAAUAAAGCUAUUGGUACUGUUCGCUAUCUCAUGGGCUGUCACGAUGUAGAUCCAAGGUACGCAGAUCCAUCAGCUAAAUCUCGUGUGGCUGCACUCUACUUACCACUCCUAAACAUUAUGAUGGAUGCACUGCCCCAACUUUAUCAUUGGGAUUCUAAGGAGAGAAGCGUUUAUCUGGACGAAUCUGGUUCCAUUACGCAAUCUGUAGCCCUUGCAAUAGCAGGAGGCGCGUCGACAGAUGUGGCUGGAACGCAAUGCAGAGUUUCCUUGAGUUCCGAGGCCACCAGGCAUUUGUUAAUGUGUGCUCUCUGGGUUUUAAAAGGCCUGGAAAAAUCAGCUUUGGCACAGUGGUGCUCCGAAUUGAGCUCUAGACGUGUUUUGAGUCUGUUACAAGUCCUGAAUAUUGCUACUGCAGCGUUUGAAUACAAAGGAAAAAAGGCGUUGAAGAGGUGUCCACCUCAAGCUGCAGCCACCAGCGACAUUAGGUCUAGAUUGGAAGACGUUAUACUCGGUCAGGGAAGUGCCAGAAGCGAAAUGAUGCUGAGACGAAAGGAAAGAUCCAGCGGGGACCGACUAAGAUGGAGAAAAGAUCAAAUGCCGUACAGGCCCACCGAGCAGACCGAAGGCCGAGCAGUUGAGCAGGAUGCCCAUAUUGAAGGGGCUCUUGCAGCUGAAGCUUCACUUGUAGUUUUGGAUACACUGGAGUCUGUUGUACAAGCUGAUGGUGGAGGAGGUGCAGUAGUUGGUGCAGUCUUGAAAGUUCUUCUUAGAGCAUUGGCCAGAAAUCAAAGCACCUUGGUUCUUCAGCACAUGUUUAACACUCAGAGAGCUCUUGUAUUCAAGUAUCAUAGUGCGCUUUUUGACGAGGAAAGCGAACGGUGUGGAGACUUGUGUCUGACGUUGCUGACCAGGUGUAGUUCGCCAUUAAGUGCCGUCAGAAGCCAUGCAGCAGCUAGUUUGUAUCUGCUGAUGCGACAAAAUUUUGAAAUCGGAAAUAAUUUUGCCCGAGUAAAGAUGCAAGUCACAACUUCGCUAUCUGCGCUAGUUGGUCGUGGUAGAGCACCGAGUGAAGGUGCGCUCCGGCGAGCCUUAAAAACCGUCUUGGUCUAUGCUGAACGUGACACAGAAUUAGCGGACACGAGUUUUCCAGAGCAAGUUAAGGACUUGUUAUUCAAUCUCCAUAUGAUCUUAUCUGAUACUGUGAAGAUGAAAGAGUUUCAGGAAGAUCCUGAGAUGCUCUUGGACUUGAUGUACAGAAUCGCAAAGGGAUACCAAGGAUCACCAGAUCUCAGAUUGACGUGGUUAGCAAAUAUGGCGCAGCAGCAUAUGGAGAGGAAGAAUCACACGGAAGCGGCCAUGUGCUUAGUGCACAGUGCAGCUCUGGUUGCAGAGUAUCUUCACCUUUUAGAACCAGGUGGAGGAGGCAGGCCAGUAGGUGCCGUCGCUUUGGCACCUGUGACACCAAACGCUCUUGAGGAAAGUGCGGUCGGAGAUGACGUGCUGGCAAGACGAGAAGAAGGAUUGUGUCUUGGGCCAGAUUUUUCGGAAAGUGGUUUGGCUGGGCUCCUAGAACACGCGGCUAGCUCGCUUCACGCUGCUGGAAUGUACGAGGCCAUCGCUGAUGUUUACAGAGUGUUGUUACCCAUAGCUGAAGCCGCUCAUGAUUAUAAAAAAUUAGCGAAUAUCCACGGGAAACUGCACGAGUCCUAUACCAGAGUGGAGCAGCUUGCUGGAAAGCGUGUCUUUGGAACGUAUUUUAGAGUCGGAUUCUACGGAACACGGUUUGGCGACUUGGCUGGAGACGAGUUCGUCUAUAAGGAGCCGACUCUGACGAAACUUCCCGAGAUAUUUUCCAGGCUUGAAAAUUUUUACGCUGAAAGAUUUGGCGCUGAUAAUACCGUAAUAAUAAAGGAUUCAAACCCGGUAGAUCCCAGUAAAUUGGAACCGGACAAAGCCUAUGUUCAAAUAACUUACGUCGAGCCUUACUUCGAGCCUCAUGAAUUACGGCAUAGGCCGACGGUGUUUCAUCGAAAUUUCAAUAUCAAACGCUUUGUAUUCGCUACCCCCUUCACUCCGAGCGGAAAAGCUCAUGGAGAGUUGCGGGAACAGUGCAAGCGGAAGACGAUAUUGACUGUAGCGACCCAUUUUCCGUAUUUGAAGACUAGAAUUCGGGUUGUAGCAAGAAAACUGAUUGUGUUAAGUCCCAUCGAGGUCGCGAUUGAAGAUAUACAGAAGAAGACAGCCGAGGUAGCAGCGGCGACUGCUCAGGAGCCUCCGGAUGCAAAAAUGUUACAGAUGGUUUUGCAGGGAUGCAUUGGAACAACAGUGAAUCAAGGUCCGGCCGAAGUAGCAGUGGUCUUUUUAUCCGGCCUGCGAGAUCAGAAUGUUCAGCCCUCGAGACUGCAGCAUAAACUUCGGCUCUGCUUUAAAGAUUUUUCUAAAAAAUGUCUAGACGCUCUGAGACGAAACAAAAAUCUGAUCGGACCUGAUCAGCGUGAUUACCAAAAAGAGUUGGAACGAAAUUACCAAAGGUUGACUGAAAGAUUGACACCAUUGAUCGCUUGGAGCGGACCAGCGGCGCCAAACCAGACGUUACCAACGUCACCGCGCUGGUAAGUUUUCUCGUUCUACGAUCACAUUCACCAAAGAUAUUACCUAUUAAUUCGACGCAUAAAGUUGGGACGCGUACUCGUAUCGUAUUGAAAUAUUCUUUCUCAAGAAAUCUCAUAUACCAAAGUACUUACGAAAAAAGUACUUAAAUACUCUAAUAUUUAUGCAAUAGGAUUUUAUAUUUAUACACGUAUGGUGCCGUAAUCUAAAGAACAAAAACGAUCGUGGUAUUGCGAUUUUAAAAUUGGAAUUUUCGACAUGACCGAGAAAGUGGUGGCAUGUGUAAGAGCAAGCAUAUAGCGUAUGAUUUGCGAGCCGUAAAAAAGGAGAUAAAUUUACCAAGUAUUUCUAUCAAUGUCUAAGUCAUUCGAGAAUCGGCGAACAUGACGAGUAGCACAUGUGUAGUAUUUCACCAAAUAUUUUAUUUAUACUCAACUUUGGGUAUACCGUGGUAUGAUUUUAUUAUUCGAGGGGAGAUAAAAUUGAGAGAAAUAACGUCGAGAAAGUACGGUUCUAAUUGUACCGAAACGCACAGUUGAUGAUAUAUUUUAUAGCUCUCGAGCACAUAGUAUACUAUAACAUUUAUUGUUACUUAUAAUAAGUAAUGUACGAUUUUGUAUUGGAAAAAAAAAUAUAUAUAAAUAUAUACAUUUUGUCGUGAUAGCCUAGCUACGAAAACAUA